Messenger RNA from Periconia digitata, 1001 nucleotides. Lineage: Eukaryota; Fungi; Ascomycota; Dothideomycetes; Pleosporales; Periconiaceae. The record is from the annotation of a GenBank genome assembly.
GCUUGCCGCGUGGGCUCAUUACCCCGAUUUCAAUACCUCGAGUAUAGGACCGAAAAUUCAAAAAUGACACCUCCUAGAUGGAUAUCGCCGGCCGUACUGUUCGCUGCGAGUGUGUGGACGCAAGCAGUGCUGGGCGAGGAAACCAUAUCGCCGUUUACAUCACCAAGAAAUGACUUAGCGCUCGGCUCCGAAAGCUACAAGGUUGGGGAUAUUUUCUCAAUUGCAUGGGAUGGCAGAUGGUCAACUCUACACGUCGAACGCCCGGAAACUGGUGAUCUAUGGGUUACAUGGUACAACCGAGGGGGAUAUCGUUCAAAGCUCAAAGCGAAUAUACCUGGCAAUGAGGCGGGAAGCUUCAACUGGACAGUCAACGUUCCAAACGACAAGAUUGAAGGGAAUGACGCCGAGUCGAUAUAUGUGCUGCGAAUGGUGAGACACACCGAGGGUUCCGACACAUACAGCUCAGACCCACAACCAGAGAUGUUCAACAGCAGAGCUUUCAUUCUGCAUCCGGGAAAUGAACAGGCCAGCGUUUCGGGAUCUAUCACACCAACGGUCACUCCUACCCCGAAACCACUCGACGGUGCACCGGCAAGCACCAAUGGCACCUCCUCUGUGCCUGAACACAAAAGAAAAUCAAACACAGCAGUCAUCGCCGGCGCCAUCGUAGGUUCGAUCGUGGGCGCGGCGCUCAUUCUUGCAGUCAUCCUCGUGGUCCUCAAGCAAAAAAGAGCGAAGCAGACAGAAACAAACACUGCCCCCUUUCUAGCUGAAUAUGCUGGUCAUACACAAUCUGAUGCCAAGUACGCCUAUCACAACGAAUUGCAGUCGCAACAGUCUCCCGCAGAGUUGCCGACCCAGACACAGCGAAUGUGAACACGUUCAACUCCUCAGACGCGUGAGCGAUCACCGGUUGAGGUAUGGAAUACGUAGUGGCCGCGGUAUCUCGCAUGAAAAGGGUAUACGGUCCCAUUGGUCUCCUAGUCUCAGCCCUGCUUUCU